AUGAUCUCGACGGACGACGCCGAGUACCCGCGGGAGUACCGCACGCUGGGGAACGGCACGCGGCGCUUCUCCAACGUGGGCCUGGUGCACACCUCCGAACGCCGCCACACCGUCAUCGCCGCCCAGAGCCUGGAGGCCCUCAGCAACCUGCAGAAGGCCGACAUGGAGCGCAAGCGCGACGUCUUCAUAGACCACCUGAAGAACAAGUACCCGCCCCAGCACCCCCCUUCCCCCUCCCAGUCCCACGGCAGUAUGAGGGGGACCCCUGACCGCACCCGUGAGCAGCAACAGCCAAACUACUGGAGCUUUAAGAGCCGAAGCCCGCGACACUCCCAGUCCACGCAGUCCGGCCUCGCCGACCAAGCCGCCAAGCUCUCCUUCGCCUCGGCCGAGUCGCUGGAGACCAUGUCAGAGGCCGACAUCCCUCUCGGCUUCAACCGCAUGAACCGCUUCCGGCAGAGCCUGCCCCUGUCGCGGUCCACCAGCCAGACCAAGCUGCGCUCGCCAGGAGUGCUUUUCCUGCAGUUUGGGGACGAGACGCGGAGGGUCCACAUCACCCAUGAGCUGAGCAGCCUGGACACCCUGCACGCCCUCAUCGUGCACAUGUUCCCCCAGAAGCUCACCAUGGGCAUGCUCAAGUCCCCCAACACCGCCAUCCUCAUCAAGGACGAGGCGCGCAACGUCUUCUACGAGCUGGAGGACGUGCGCGACGUCCAGGACCGCAGCAUCAUCAAGAUCUACCGCAAGGAGCCCAUCUACGCCUCGUACCCCACUGCCCACCUGGCCAACGGGGACCUGAGGAGAGAGAUGGUGUACACGUCUCGAGACUCCUCCCCGACACGUCGCCUCAACAGCGCCCCGUCCUCGGCCUCCCCGACCUCGGCGUCGCCCUCCCGCUCCCGGCUCUCCUACAGCGGGGGCCGCCCGCCCUCCUUCGUGGGGCCCGGCCAGCCCCACCCUCACCCCCACCCCCACCACCCCCAGCAGGGCCUAUCUCCCUCCCCCAGCGCCAUCCUGGAGCGGCGCGACGUCAAGCCGGACGAGGAGGUGACGUCCAAGAACAUGGUGCUGCUGAAGAACGAGGGACUCUACGCCGACCCCUACAACCUGGUGCACGAGGGCCGGCUCAGCAUCGCCUCCACGCAGUCGCUGGCCGCCAUCGGAGACCCCUUCGCCUUCCCCGUGUCCGGGGGGCUGUACCGCCGCGGCUCCGUCCGUUCCCUCAGCACCUAUUCCGCCGCCGCCCUCCAGGGGGAGCUGGAGGAGGCCCUGUAUAAGCCCGGGGGCCCUCUGUAUUCGGACGCCUACGCCUCCACCUUGGGCGUGGGCUUCCGCAUGCCGCCCUCGUCCCCGCAGAAGAUCCCCGACAUGCAGCUGCGCGACAGGGACUCAUACUCCGGCUCCCCCAGCCGAGGGUCGCCCGUGCGCCAGGGCUUCCGGAAAGACUCGUCCUCCUCCGUCUUCGUGGAGAGCCCCAAGUCUCGCUCUGGCUCUGACCCGCUCUGCGGGGCGGUGGUCCCCGGGGGGGAGAUGAACCGGGGUAUGCCGGGGUACAACUCCCCACUGCCAGGCAAUGAGACGGAGACCCGGGAGCGGAUGGAGGCGAUGGAGAAGCAGAUUGCCAGUCUCACAGGCCUGGUGCAGAGUGUGCUGACCAGAGGCCCGGACAGCGACAGCACCGAGAAGACCGAGGGUACCAACGACUGUUCGGGCGCAGGAACUGGACGGAUAAAAAAAAGGAAAGCCCUGACACCGUCUGCGCCUUUAGCCCUGAUGCCACCCCCACCUGCUGCAGCCACACAGGCAACCACCGUCACACGCUUACAGAUGCAGCUGCACCUACACGACCUGCAGCAGAACGCCACCGAACUGCGGGAUCAGCUGUCCCAGCUGCGCAAGAUGCAGCUCCAGAACCAGGACUCAGUGAGGUCACUGCUGAAGCGGACAGAAACAGAGAUCAGCGUGCGAGUGACGGAUGCGCUACGCAAACAGGAAGACCCCCUGCAAAGACAACGCCUCCUGGUGGAGGAGGAACGACUGAAGUACCUCAACGAGGAGGAGCUGAUUAUCCAGCAGCUGCAUGACCUGGAGAAGUCUGUGGAGGAGAUCCAGAAGGACUCGUCUGUAAACCACAGGCUGGUGACGGCUCAGGAGCUGGAGGAGAAGGCUUCGGUGUUGAGGAAGCUGGGAGAGACUCUCACUGAGCUCAAGAACCAAUUCCCCAGCCUACAGAGUAAGAUGCGGGUGGUGUUAAGGGUGGAAGUGGAGGCGGUCAAGUUUCUUAAGGAGGAGCCACACAGGCUGGAUGCCUUACUGAAACGCUGCAAAACAGUCACAGAAACUCUGACCACACUGCGCAGACAAGUGAACGAGGGCACAUGGAAGAACCAAGAGGACUUCACAAGCCCAUUGCCCAAGCAGAGUGAUGAAUUCAGCAAGAGUGCGGACUUUGACAUUCCUACCAGCCCGCCCCUCAACCUCAGCAAUCUGGGGGGCAGCACCAGCCUGUCAAACUGGACACCCCACCCCAAUCCCAGCCAAGGCAACCCCUCCGGCCCCCACCAUGACCUCCAGCCUCCAGGGCCCCUCAAGAACCGGGCCCUGGAGGACAUGUCAGGCCGCCGGGGCGUAGACAAAUCGGUGUCGGCGGAGGUCAGACUGGCUGCAGAGCGGGACUGGGAGGAGAAGCGAGCGAACCUGACGCAGUACAGCGCCCAGGACAUUAAUCGGCUUCUGGAGGAGACGCAGGCGGAGCUCAUGAAGGCUAUCCCUGACCUGGACUUUGCAGCCAAGCAGAUCAACAAGCCCAUGGCGAUCCCCAUCUCCCAAAGCGGGAACACCACCCCGGAGCACCGCUCCAGCAAGCCCCAGCACUCAGCCCACAAGCUCUCCGGCAAGGAGGCCGGCUCACGGCGUGGCUCUGAUGAGCUGACAGUGCCUCGCUAUCGCACGGAGAAGCCCUCCAAGUCACCCCCACCGCCGCCACCCCGCCGUAGCUUCCCAUCAUCCCACGGGCUCACCACCAACCGCACCGGGGAGGUCAUUGUCACCAGCAAGACCAUCAAGUCAGAGUCAGAAGAGACAGAGACCCAGAAACCCCACGUGAAGCUGAGGCGGACUGUCUCCGAGGCCCCGCGGCCCGCCUCCACUCCCCCUGUCAUCGCCGCCUCGGGGGUGAAGGAGGACAACGAUGAGGAGAAGAUCAUCGCCGAGCUGGAGACCGGUAACAGCUCCCCGGGCCUGGGAAAAGCCCCACACCCCUCCGCCUCCUCGCGUCUGAAGCACCUCCAGACCAGUCCAGAAAAGAACAAGACAAACAAACAGCGUGAAGACUUCCUGAAGAUCCAGGGCCAGCAGCAGGUAUUUCACUUCUAA
Molecule: messenger RNA, 3375 nt
Organism: Conger conger (European conger)
Lineage: Eukaryota; Metazoa; Chordata; Actinopteri; Anguilliformes; Congridae
Product: SRC kinase signaling inhibitor 1-like
Exons: 17
Coding region: 1-3375 (1124 amino acids)
Biological process (GO): regulation of dendritic spine morphogenesis
Cellular component (GO): postsynaptic density; cytoplasm; actin cytoskeleton
Source: RefSeq, a predicted model, not a curated record